AUGCCCGACGCCGAAUUGGACGAUCGCGACUGCCUCACGCGCUUCGCCGCGCACCACCGCGACGUGUUCAACAAGGAGAUUUUGUCCAAGAUGAAGACGCCGCGUCGCGCGUGCCCGUGCGGGCGCGCGAACGAAGUGCCCAGUUGCAGAAUUCACUACGCCGUUUUGCGGUGCGUGAACCGCACGUUCAGGAAGUUGCUGCCGCCGUACGAGGAGGUGAUGGCGAAGAAGAACGAACUGCUCGUGUGGGAUCGCGUCACGGGUAGACCAGGGGUUUCGAAAAGCGAAUUACAACGUUACGUCUGCAUGCACGCCGCGCCGAAAUUGAUGGAAAAGACGAUUCGCGCGCGCGACGAGGCGGGCGACAGGCUGUGGUGGGCGGUGAAAGAAACACUCGAUGAUAUGGCCGCAGGUCGAGAUAACCCUAAGUAUGAGUGCGAGGUGUGCGGGAAGUUCGUAUGCGUCUUCUGUGGCGCGGCUUGUGCGUGUCCAGAAUGCAACGACGUGCGAACGUGCCGAGAAUGUGCCGAGACGUAUGAAAACUUUACGUUCUGCAAGUCUUGCAAAAUCGCGUACUGCAACGAUGGCGAUGAGUACGACGAUGAAAGUAAUUGUGACAAAGACAUAGUAUACUGCUCAGAAUGCGAUAGAUUCCGUUGCUCGGACGAUUGUCAGAACGACCUGAUGUUCUGCGAAAUAUGUUCCGACGCGGACCCAUUUUGCUUGGACUGCACAUGGCGCCAUCAUGUCAAUUGUGACGGGUGCGGUGGACAUCUCAUGUGUGAAGGACACAACGAGGUCGAUGAAUAUCUAACAUACGUGGGCGACGACGACGAUCAACCAGAAGGGUACUGGUAUCUGUGCGAUAGUUGUCUGAAUCCACGCCCGUGGAAGCCGCCGAUCGAGAAACCUCCACGAAAGGCGCCGAUCAAGAAACCGAGAAGCCCAAGCGUUUCGCCUCGCAUGUCGUUCUCAAGCUGCACGGACGACAUCGACUGA
Molecule: messenger RNA, 999 nt
Organism: Ostreococcus lucimarinus CCE9901
Lineage: Eukaryota; Viridiplantae; Chlorophyta; Mamiellophyceae; Mamiellales; Bathycoccaceae
Exons: 1
Coding region: 1-999 (332 amino acids)
Source: RefSeq, a predicted model, not a curated record